AUGGUUUUUAGUGCUAAUGUGAAUCAGCACAACAGGCAUGCUAUUAUGAAUUUGUGGUGCUCAACUCAAUUGCAACACUAUGACAAGUACCUUGGGCUACCAACUAUGGUGGGCAGGUCCAAAUCGAGGGCAUUUGCAGGCAUUAAGCACAAAGUUUGGCUCAAGUUGCAAGGUUGGAAGGGGAAUAUGUUCUCUCAAGGGGGUAAGGAGAUCCUCCUUAAAGCAGUAGCUAUGGCAAUUCCAUCUUAUGCCAUGAGUUGUUUUAAGCUUCCACCAAGGCUUUGCUCUAAUAUUGAGAGUAUGAUGGCAAGGUAUUGGUGGGGUCAGAUGCAGGAGGAGAGAAAGAUCCAUUGGCUAAGCUGGAAGAAGAUGUGCAAUUCGAAAUUUGUGGGAGGCAUGGGGUUCAAGGAGCUUGAGGUUUUCAAUAUGGCUUUGUUGGAAAAACAAGCUUGGAGAUUAUUGCAAAAUCAGGAUAGUUUAUUCCAUAAAAUCUAUGCAGCUCGAUAUUUUUCUGAUGGGAAUCUAUUGACAGCUUCUCUUGGAGGAAAUCCUUCCUAUGCUUGGAGGGGUAUUUGGGAAGCAAAGAGGCUGCUAGUGCAAGGUGGCAGAUGGAAUGUGGGAAAUGGAAGUUUAAUCCAUAUUUUGAAUGAUGUUUGGCUACCUGGAUUUAGAAAUUUGAGACAAGCACUGGGAGUACUGAACAUAGUAGCCAGCUAG
Messenger RNA from Juglans regia (Persian walnut), 717 nucleotides. RefSeq lists its product as uncharacterized. The transcript has a single exon. The record is from RefSeq and is a predicted model, not a curated record. The coding region runs from base 1 to 717 and encodes 238 amino acids. NCBI's taxonomy places the organism in Eukaryota, Viridiplantae, Streptophyta, Magnoliopsida, Fagales, Juglandaceae.